AUGAUUUGGUGCUAUUGGAUAGUCUGGGGUCAGCACUGGCUGAGCAUUCUGCCUCUUGUACUUUUUCUUCUUUCUACAACUGCAUUCAAAAUUAUUUUUCUCUAUCAAGACUAUAUGAAGAUCAACUAUGAGGAAUAUAUCAUUAUGCUUAUCAUCUAUUGUAUCAUCACUGUUGUACAAGCAGGAAGUCAAGCAAAUGGAAUCAAAGCUUACUAUCACAUCAUUGAAGUCUUUGUGGAAUCAUCAGCUCUUUAUUCCAUAUGCUUGAUUCUAAACAUAGCUUUUUCCUCUCAUAAUUCUGUUUUAUGGGGAUACUUUGAUCUUUUAGGAACAAUAACAAGAGGAAUUGCUCUAACACUCCUUGUUGGACAUGUUGCAGCAGGUCAUGCUCACCCAGAUGACUUUUGGCAAAGAAGUGUGAUUUCAGGCUCACUUCACUUUGGGACACAUUCUGGAGGCCAGACUUCUCAGCAAGAUUCCAUAAUCAGCAUUGAUCUUGAAUCCCAGCAGGAGAUAGAUAAUGACCAUGGCUAUCAGAAUCCAGCAUCUUCUGAGGAAGAUAGUGCCUAUAACAGUGGCAUCCAAGAGGAUGACUUGGAGGUGGCUCAGCAAGAGAGAGAUAUCAUAUACUCUCAUCACACUCUGGCAGAAUCUCAGACAGAUGUUAGCAUCAACUCAGGAGAUGUCAUCCAAAAGCAUGGUCCUGAAUUAGAGCAGGAGAGAGAGACAGAGACAGAGAUGAAGAAUAUGGCCAUUGUAUGUUGA
Guyanagaster necrorhizus is the source of this 765-nucleotide messenger RNA. RefSeq lists its product as uncharacterized. Lineage: Eukaryota; Fungi; Basidiomycota; Agaricomycetes; Agaricales; Physalacriaceae. Bases 1 to 765 code for a protein of 254 amino acids. The transcript has 5 exons. The record is from RefSeq and is a predicted model, not a curated record.